Pleurotus ostreatus (oyster mushroom) is the source of this 657-nucleotide messenger RNA. RefSeq lists its product as uncharacterized. Bases 1 to 657 code for a protein of 218 amino acids. Lineage: Eukaryota; Fungi; Basidiomycota; Agaricomycetes; Agaricales; Pleurotaceae. The transcript has 3 exons. The record is from RefSeq and is a predicted model, not a curated record.
AUGGUUUGGACCUCGACGAUCUUUAGCAUCUACGCUACGCUACUUCCCACUAUACUAGUAGUAUGUGCUAGCGCUGCCACGUUCACUGUAUUCGAUGUGCGGCCGACAGGCGAACCCCCGCAAUUCAUAUCCUUGAGCGCCCUAGGUGUCGGCGUCGACGGAGCCACGACAUAUGACUACUUUGAGGUAGCCACCGCCCGAGUAUUAUCGGACCCUACCACAACUCAGACCGUUGCUAUGCCCGCCGUAACUCUUCAUGCGACCCUCGUAGCUGAUGCAACCAAGAAUUUCAACUCGCUCAGUCCGCAGACAAGCCUCCCGUUUGGAGUCACGUCCAACUGUACCUGGGAUGAGAGCGGCCAGGGUGUAUGCAUCGCUGAAGCAUUUGCACCUGGUUUGGCCUCUACGCAGACAACGACGGUUACAGGGCUUGUCGUGCCCAUUUAUACGUUGACUGUGGACGGCGGAUCUAGCAUUACUACAUUGCCGGAGAGGGCCGGGACGACGACCCGACCCGACCAAACGACAAUUACACCCCCUUCCACCACUCUCCCAAGGGAAGCAAACACCACUGUUGGACGUCGGACCAUGCUCGCCCUCCACAUGGGUACCAUUUGCGGUAUCUUUAUCUCUGCUUUUGCACAGUACCUCCUUUGA